Molecule: messenger RNA, 1281 nt
Organism: Penicillium crustosum
Lineage: Eukaryota; Fungi; Ascomycota; Eurotiomycetes; Eurotiales; Aspergillaceae
Product: MCT family MFS transporter
Exons: 5
Coding region: 1-1281 (426 amino acids)
Biological process (GO): transmembrane transport
Cellular component (GO): fungal-type vacuole membrane
Molecular function (GO): transmembrane transporter activity
Source: RefSeq, a predicted model, not a curated record
AUGUCACAAAAGGAUAGUCCUCCAACUGAAUACACGCCACGAGCAUGGGUUUCAAUAUUUGGCGCCUUCACAUGUGCCUUUUGCACAGUGGGGUUCAUGAACUCGUUCGGUAUCUUCCAAGAGUAUUAUGCAAAAAACCAGCUAUCUUCAAGCUCGACAUCUACCAUCGCAUGGAUUGGGGCUAUUUCGAUAUUCUUUCUGUUUGCGACAUCUGUCGGCGCAGGAGCAAUGCUUGAUAUAUUUGGACCAAAGCUUAUGGUAUACGUUGGCUCAUUCGGGUGUGUAUUUGCACUUAUGAUGAUUUCACUGUGUCAGGAGUUCUAUCAAUUCCUGCUCGCCCAGGGCGUCGUGUUUGGUAUUUGCAUGGGUUUGGCGACAUGGCCAAUGCUCGCAUUGGUCGGACAAUACAUCAAAGUGAAGCGCGCUGCGGCGAUGGGGAUUGUUCUUGCGGGUUCGUCGCUCGGCGGAAUUAUCUGGCCCAUUGCAAUCGACAGAUUGAUCAACAAACCCAACAUCGGAUUUCCCUGGACCAUGCGAAUUGUCGGCUUUAUCAUGAUUCCUUGCUUCAUCUUUUCUUGUGUAGCUGCCAAAUCUCCAGAUACACCUAAAACGAACGUGGAGAGUCGCGAUUCAAGCCAGCAAAGUGACGGAAAUACCAUCGAACAAAAGGACAUACAGCAGAGUCAUAAGGCAGAGGCUCUGGCCCUGGUGCGAAAGCCAUCGUUGCAGCUACUAUGCCUUGCGGUGUUCAUUAUAUACUUUGGCAUGUUCUCGCCGUUCUUCUACACAACCUCCUACGCAGUUGAGAAAGGAUUCUCGACAUCCCUGGCAUUCUAUACAGUUUCUAUUGUGAAUGGCGCUUCGUUCCCUGGCCGAGUUCUCCCCGGAAUUGUUGCUGACAAGUACGGAAAAUUCAAUUGUUGCAUCAUUGCCACUAUAUCCGCAGGGAUCAUUGCAUUGUGCUGGACCAAGGUGACAUCUGUGGCUGGCCUGGUAAUUUGGUGUGCUGCAUACGGCUUUGCAUCUGGAGGCAUUUUAUCCCUACAGCAAGCUUGUGCCGCUCAGGUUGCUACUUCUACCACUCUUGGUUUGGCAAUUGGGACUGUGUCAGGCUCUACAGCUUUAUCUGCUAUGGCCAAUGUGCCCAUCAGUGGUGCUCUAGUUGAAAAAUAUGGGUAUCUUUCCCUAUCGGUAUAUUCAGGGGUCUCCUUGUUACUGGGUGGUGUCCUUUUGAUUGCCGCGCGUCUGGUACAGAACAGAGAGCUUCGGGCCAUCGUCUAA